Molecule: messenger RNA, 1983 nt
Organism: Erigeron canadensis
Lineage: Eukaryota; Viridiplantae; Streptophyta; Magnoliopsida; Asterales; Asteraceae
Product: L-type lectin-domain containing receptor kinase IX.1-like
Exons: 1
Coding region: 1-1983 (660 amino acids)
Biological process (GO): protein phosphorylation
Cellular component (GO): plasma membrane
Molecular function (GO): protein kinase activity; carbohydrate binding; ATP binding
Source: RefSeq, a predicted model, not a curated record
AUGGCCAUCUUAAAAUGCUUACUUCUAAUCUUAUCAUUAGUCCGUUAUGCAUCUUCAGUUACUUUCAAUUUCACUGAUAUUAGUCUGCAUAAGGACAUGUUUAUUUUCAUUAGUGACGCUAAUAUCUCUGCUGAUGGGAUCCAGCUGACCCCAGAAAGAAGACGUCCAGGCCAGACAUGGUAUAGUGGUCGGGCGACAUAUAUUAAUAAGCUUCAUCUCUGGGACAAGUCCUCGAGUGAACUAGCCGGCUUCUCGACCAGUUUUUCAUUUGUGAUAGAUUCAUACCCACAACGCGUUUAUGCAGAUGGUCUAACAUUUUUCCUUGCAGAGGAUAAUGGGGUAGCUCUGUAUGCAGGUGCCCUGGGUCUACCAUACGAUACCACACACAAUGUAACUAUAAGUCCAUUUGUUGCAGUGGAGUUUGAUACGUUUGGUUUGAACGGUUACGAUAAUCAUUCUUUUAAUGAUCAUGUAGGUAUUGACGUUAAUAAUCUUUCAUCUGUAAGGAUUUCAGAAUGGCAGACAGAUAUACCUAAUGGGAGACAAUGCCAAGCUUGGAUUCAGUAUGAUUCUGAUUCUAAAAAUCUAAGUGUCUCUUUUACUAAUAUUAGAGACAGUAAUGUUGUUAGGCAAAAUGGACUUUAUUACAACAUUGAUUUGAGGGAUGUGUUACCUGAAUGGGUUAUUUUUGGGUUUUCUGCUGCCACGAGUGCUGAUUCGUUUCAGAAAAACAUUGUGAAAUCUUGGAUUUUUAAUAGUUCUGAUUUGAAAGUUGAUAAAAACAAAGUGUUAACACCGAAUACAAGGAAUGGUAAAAACAAGAUUCGCCCACACGUAGUGGGAUUAUUAGCUGGAGUAGCGGUUCUAGUUACUUUUUUGGUGACACUGGCGUUUGUUUUAUGGCGGAAAAACAAAAACUAUGAAGGUGAAGUGGAGGAGCUUCGAUUUACUGUAGAAAUGAACAAUGAAUUUGAAAUGCAAGCAACUGGGCCUAGAAGAUUUUCAUAUGCUGAAUUAGCCCGGUCAACUGCUGGCUUUUCAGAGAAGGAAAUGCUUGGAGAGGGAGGUUUCGGUGGUGUUUACAAAGGCUUCCUCAAAGACUCAAGUACAUAUGUCGCGGUCAAAAGGAUCUCAAAGUCCUCCAAACAGGGAAUGAAGGAAUAUGCAUCGGAAGUAAGAAUCAUUAGCCGGUUAAGGCAUAAAAAUUUAGUGCAACUUACCGGAUGGUGCCACCAGAGAGGAGAACUACUGCUGGUUUAUGAGUUCAUGGAAAACGGAAGCUUAGAUUUACAUCUAUUCAAGGGUAAGAGUUUGCUGACAUGGGGUACAAGGCACAAGAUUGCCCAUGGACUGGCUUCUGCGUUGCUAUAUUUACACGAGGAAUGGACUCAAUGUGUUUUGCAUAGAGAUAUCAAAUCGAGUAAUCUGAUGUUGGAUUCGAAUUUCAAUGCAAAGCUUGGUGAUUUUGGGUUAGCUAAGUUGGUUGAUCACGAGAAAGGCCAUAAGACAACGGUUGCGGCUGGAACGAUGGGUUACAUGGCUCCAGAAUGUGUAGCGACCGGAAAGGCAAGCAAAGAUUCAGAUGUCUUCAGCUUUGGCAUUGUUGCGCUGGAAAUAGCAAGUGGGCGAAAGCCUAUUGAUUACAAGGCGAAAAAAGAAAAUCAAAUAUACUUGGUGGAAUGGGUAUGGGAACUUUAUGGUGUUGAUGGACUUUUAGAAGCAAUUGAUCCACAUCUUGGGUCAGAUUUUGUGGAAGAAGAAAUCAAGCGUUUAAUGAUCGUUGGCCUUUGGUGUGCGCACCCUGACUCAAAACACCGCCCAUCGAUAAGACAAGCAAUUCAAGUACUGAACUGUGAAGCUUCUUUGCCUGUACUCCCCUCAGAGAUGCCAGUUGCCUCUUACAAUAUCCCUGACGCCAUAUCGAGGGAUUUGUCAAAACAGGCGGUUUCUUCAACACCUCCAUCUUACUUAUUGGGUCGUUAA